This is a messenger RNA of Closterium sp. Naga37s-1, 1143 nucleotides long. NCBI's taxonomy places the organism in Eukaryota, Viridiplantae, Streptophyta, Zygnematophyceae, Desmidiales, Closteriaceae. The record is from the annotation of a GenBank genome assembly.
AUGCCUACCCCCGUUCUCCGCUCCUUCCCCCCUUCUCCGCUCCUCUCCGCAUCUUUCCACUCCUCUCCGCAUCCUCUUCGCCCCUCUCCACUCCUCUCUGCACGGCGCGGUCGCAGCGAUGUGAGUUACAACGGCGACGUGGAGGUGCUGCCGCAGUCGUUCACCAAGCUCAAGAAGCUCAUCCACCUCAAUGUGUACGACUGCUGGAUCAAGGGGCGCAUUCCGUCCUUCCUCGGCCAGCUCACGGCCCUCACAUACCUGAGCGUUGGUGGUAACCCGCUAGAGGGUGCUGUCCCAGCCAGCCUCGGCAACCUUGUCAACCUCGUCUUUCUCAACCUGGCCGGAACAGGGGAGGACGGCAUAGGAGGGGCCUUGCCGUCGAGCUUUGCCAAUCUGAAGAAGCUCAAAGAGCUCUAUCUGCGCAACAACCGCUUCAGCGGGCCUCUGCCGGAGUACAUUGGCUCUUUCACCAACUUGGAGCGCCUCACCGUGAGCAAGAACUACUGGGAGGGUUCCAUUCCCAAGACCCUGUCGCAGCUCAAGAAGCUCAAGUACCUCGGUCUGAUGGAGACCGCUUUUGAGGGCGAGAUCCCAACGUUCCUGGGCACACUUAGUCAGCUCACAUACCUCUCUCUGUCUGACACGCGGCUGUACGGGCAGGUGCCCAAGGCGCUCAGCGGACUGGCGAAGCUCAAAGAGCUGUACCUCAACAACGGGUGGUACUAUGGCCCCCUGCCUGAUCUGAGCGGCCUCAAGCAGCUCACCCUCAUCGACCUUUCUGGCAACUAUUUCUCGGGUCCCAUCCCGGCCUUCCUGCAGCGGGUCAAGAAAGUCAACGCGGCGGACAACUACUUCUCCGGCUCAGCCUCCUCCCUUCCCUGCUCCGACGACUUCUCCGUCACGGGCAACUGCCUCUCCUCCGUCCCCUCCAAGUGCGGGGGCACCGCGGGCCAGAAGACCACAGAGGAGUGCAACAAGUUCUGUGGGACGGCCACGGCCACGGGGGCGUGUAGCGGCAAGGGCAUGUGCGUGUUGGAUGUGGCUCAGCUGCUCAAAACACAGGCGUAUGUGCCCAUGUGCAAGUGCCAGUCGGGGUACUGGGCUUCGCACCAGAAGCUGCGAUGCUCCAAGAACAACACUUGA